AUGCCCCUGAAACUAGAUAUAAAGCGGAAGUUGACUGCGAGGUCUGAUCGCGUAAAAUGCGUGGAUCAGCAUCCUACAGAACCAUGGCUCCUUUGCGCUAUAUAUGACGGCGAUGUCAACAUUUGGAAUUAUGAAACUCACACGCAGAUCAAGAGGUUUGAGGUAUGCGACCAACUACCCGUAAGAUCGGCCAAAUUUGUCCCAAGAAAGAACUGGGUGGUUACGGGAUCUGACGACAUGCAAAUUAGAGUUUUCAAUUAUAACACUCUGGAAUGUGUCCACUCUUUUGAAGCUCAUUCUGACUAUGUAAGAUGUAUUGUUGUACAUCCGACACAGCCUUACAUUCUUACAAGUAGUGAUGAUUUGUUAAUAAAACUAUGGAAUUGGGACCGCAAUUGGGCAUGCCAGCAGGUGUUUGAAGGGCAUACUCACUAUGUAAUGCAGAUUGCAAUUAAUCCAAAAGACAACAACACAUUUGCCAGUGCAAGUUUGGACACUACAGUAAAGGUGUGGCAGUUGGGUGCCUCAGUAUCUAACUUUACUUUGGAAGGCCACGAGAAAGGUGUGAACUGUGUGGAUUAUUACCAUGGCGGUGACAAACCAUACCUUAUCAGUGGUGCUGAUGACCGUCUCGUCAAAAUAUGGGAUUACCAGAACAAGACUUGUGUGCAAACUUUGGAAGGCCAUACACAGAAUGUGACUGCUGUUUCAUUCCAUCCUGAGCUCCCGAUACUACUGACAGGUUCCGAAGAUGGCACAUUAAGGCUCUGGCAUGCUGGUACAUACCGUCUGGAGUUCUCACUCAACUAUGGCUUAGAGAGAGUUUGGACCAUAUCUUCACUGCUGGGAUCAAAUAAUGUUGCUAUUGGCUAUGAUGAAGGUACGAUAAUGAUCAAAAUUGGAAGGGAGGAACCAGCUAUAUCAAUGGAUGUGGCCGGUGGAAAGAUAAUUUGGGCCAAGCACUCUGAAAUGCAGCAAGUUAAUUUGAAGGCAUUGCCAGAAGGCAUCGAGAUUAAGGACGGCGAACGAGUGCCAGUGGUGGCCAAAGAUGUCGGGGCUUGCGAGAUCUAUCCGCAGACGAUCGCCCACAACCCGAACGGUCGCUUCGUUGUUGUCUGCGGUGACGGCGAAUACAUAAUAUACACCGCAAUGGCGUUGCGCAACAAGGCUUUCGGUUCGGCGCAAGAGUUCGUGUGGGCACAAGACAGUUCUGAAUAUGCAACAUUGGAGAAUUCAAGCACAGUCCGAGUCUUUAGAAACUUUAAGGAGAGACAGAGUUUCAAGCCAGACUAUGGCGCGCAAGGUAUCUUCGGCGGUUACAUGCUUGGUGUAAAGUCAAUAAGUGGCAUGGCUUUCUCGUUCUAUGACUGGGAACGCUUGGAAUUAAUUAGAAGGAUAGAGAUUCAGCCCCGGAAUGUAUAUUGGUCAGAGAAUGGGAACAUUGUGUGCCUGGCAACCGACGAGUCUUACUAUCUCCUGAGUUACCAUCCCAAUGUCGUGAAUCUUGCCCGUCAGACCAACACCAACAUAACCGAAGACGGCAUUGAAGAUGCGUUUGUUGUAGUGGGCGAAGUGAACGAAGUAGUGAAAACUGGUAUUUGGGUGGGGGACUGCUUCAUAUACACAAACUCACUGAAUAGAAUCAACUACUAUGUUGGCGGAGAGAUUGUAACAAUAUCCCAUCUUGACCACACUAUGUAUAUUCUUGGAUACGUAGCUAAGGAGAAUAGAUUGUACUUAAACGAUAAGGAGUUGAACAUCGUUUCGUAUUCACUGCUUCUGCCGGUGCUGAACUAUCAGACGGCCGUUAUGCGAGGAGACUUUAUGACCGCAGAUCGCAUUCUGCCCACCAUUCCACACGACCAUCGCACCAGGGUUGCGCAUUUCCUGGAGAAGCAGGGUUUCAAACAACAAGCGCUCGCUGUGUCAACUGAACCAGACCAUAAGUUUGAGCUAGCUCUGUCACUCGGAGAACUCCAAAAAGCAAAACAACUUGCCGAAGAGGCUACUAUUGCGGAAGGUGCGCCAUCAGCUACGUCGUCCACGAGAUGGUCCCGGUUGGGUGCAGCAGCCGCAGCAGCAGCUGACACUGAACUGACUAAACUAUGCUACCAAAAUGCUAAAGAUCCUAGUGCACUACUCCUUUUCGCUACUAGCACAGGUGACAGAGAGCUGUUAGAAAGUGUAGCAAACACUUCAGUUGAAGAGGGUGAAGAUAACGUCGCGUUUGUCACACAAUUUAUGUUAAAUAAACUAGACAAGUGUCUCGAAUUGCUCAUAAAGAGAAAUAAACUACCAGAAGCCGCAUUCUUUGCCAGAUCAUACAUUCCAUCAAGAGUUAACGAAGUAGUGGCGCUCUGGCGAGAAACGGGCAAAAGCUCGAACAAGAAGUCGCGUCAGUCGAUAGCGGAUCCGAAUUCCUAUGAAAAUCUAUUUCCAGAAUAUUCGGAAUCCCUUCAGCUGGAGAGGUAUCAGAACGAGAUUGGUUACGCGCAUAGCAAUAAUCUCGUCAAUUUGCCAGAAAACGUCUCUACGAGUAAUGUCGAGAGAGACCUUGCAGCUGAAAUGGCACAAAUACCCUACUCCGUGUCUUCUACCGUACAACAGAAACAAAUCAACCCACAACCGAGUGCUGACGGACCACCCCCAAGUACAGCGCCUGCGCGCGAUGCCAAGUCUAAUAACCUCAACGAUACCUUAGACCUCGAAGAACUAGAGCGGGAACUAGAAGAUUUAAAUACUGAUAGAAAUCUGAAUUACACGGAAAUAAUGGACAAGUCAGAUUUACUCUCGAACAUAUCCUGCCCCGUGCCUUCUACCGUACAACAGAAACCAAUCAACCCACAACCGAGUGCUGACGGACUACCCCCAAGUACAGCGCCUGCGCGCGAUGCCAAGUCUAACGAGUCCCUCAACGAUAACUUAGACCUCGAAGAACUAGAGCGGGAACUAGAAGAUUUAAAUACCGAUAGAAAUCUGGAUUACACGGAAAUAAUAGACGACUCAGAUUUACUCGCGGACAUAGAGGAGUAG
Messenger RNA from Leptosia nina, 3033 nucleotides. The record is from the annotation of a GenBank genome assembly. NCBI's taxonomy places the organism in Eukaryota, Metazoa, Arthropoda, Insecta, Lepidoptera, Pieridae.